Molecule: messenger RNA, 1572 nt
Organism: Penicillium digitatum Pd1
Lineage: Eukaryota; Fungi; Ascomycota; Eurotiomycetes; Eurotiales; Aspergillaceae
Product: mitochondrial distribution and morphology protein
Biological process (GO): mitochondrion inheritance
Cellular component (GO): mitochondrial inner membrane
Source: RefSeq, a predicted model, not a curated record
AUGCCUCAUCUACAUCGGCCAACCAAGGAGGAGCUUUUGGCCGCAGCAACUGGGUUCUGGUCACGCCUCAAAGUACGAUUCAAAUGGUUUUCUAUAAGGAGUGUUCGUCCUUACAAUUUGGAUGAGAUAGCUGCCCUCUUUUCGUGGGUUUUGAUAGGCCACAUCGUCUGGGUCGUUGUGGGAACUACUACAUUCUUCUCGCUUCUGAUCCUUGCGAUCAACACAGUCUUUGCUCAAGAAACAUUGGCAGGAUGGGUGGGCAACUAUCUCACCAAGUCUUCUGGAGUCAAAGUCGUCUUUGAAUCUGCAAUCGUGCCCAAAUGGAAAAAUGGCGUCAUCACCUUCAAGAAUGUAUUUGUGUCAAAACGGCCGGGCCAAGGUACAGGUCAUGUCAGUAAGGGAUCUCCGAAGUCUGCGGCAGCCGCGGCCGCAGCGCGAGGUGACACUGGAUUCGAAGAUUCCCAGGCAGCAUCCGAUGAAGAGGAAGAUACUAACUACACACAAUUUGAUUUGUCGAUCGAGACGGUCAACGUGACGCUAUCAUUUACCAAAUGGUUCAAUGGAAAGGGUCCACUUCAUGAUGUUGAGGUGAAAGGCAUACGGGGUGUUGUCGACCGCCGCCAUGUCUACUGGCCGGAGGAGGACUUGGAUCCUAAAUCUUAUCGACAUGAGCAUACUCCCGGCGACUUCGAAAUCGACUCUUUCAAGAUGCAUGAUUUGCUUGUCACCGUUUACCAACCGGACAACUUCCGUCCCUUUUCUGUGAGCAUCUUCUCAUGCGAUCUCCCUCAGUUGCGGAAACAAUGGCUGUUCUAUGAUUUCCUCUCUGCCAACAUGAUGUCUGGGUCGUAUGACAACUCUUUGUUCACGAUCCACGCUCGUCAAACCCAUGGAUUCACAGGCAUCCGGCAGGAUAGCGUAGCAGAAGAAGACGGCAAGCCAAGCCCGUGGAAGAAACAUAACAGGAUUCGAGUCGACGGACUCAAUGUCGAUCAUCUUAAUCGCGGUGUUCAGGGCCCAUUCUCUUGGAUUCACGAAGGGACGGUAGAUAUUGUGGCCGACAUCAUGUUGCCUGCAGAAAACGAUGAGAGCUUGGCCAAGGUGAUGGUUGACUUCUAUGAUCGGUUGGAAACCACUGUCACCACAAAUCGUUACCCGCAGCCUCUAUCUUCGUCCACCAGUCCAGAAUCAGAGACUGAAGAUCGACGCUUCCUCGCCAUGGAUUUGCGCGUGCACCUCAACAAUGUUCGGGCUGUUGUGCCCAUCUUCACGCGGGACCUUUCCUACAUCAACAACGCACUGAUCCGUCCUAUUGUUGCCUAUAUCAACUCCAAGCGCACUUUAAUUCCCAUCAAUUGCCGCUUGGUCAAGCGAGUUGAAGAUUUUGAUGGAAGCUGGACCAUCUUUGACAGUGGCCUGAUGGAUGACCUGUCAGCUGCAACCUACGAUGCGUUUGCCCGAGAUGUCGUGGAUGAUCAAGCCCGGAAAAGGCGGUUCAAGAAAGUCGGGUUCUGGUCCCUUCAGCUGGCCGCCCAGGCUAUUUUCAUGGGCAUGGCUGGAAACAUCGCCUAA